Molecule: messenger RNA, 666 nt
Organism: Dipodomys ordii (Ord's kangaroo rat)
Lineage: Eukaryota; Metazoa; Chordata; Mammalia; Rodentia; Heteromyidae
Gene: Zmat5
Product: zinc finger, matrin-type 5
Exons: 6
Coding region: 83-595 (170 amino acids)
Cellular component (GO): U12-type spliceosomal complex
Molecular function (GO): zinc ion binding
Source: RefSeq, a predicted model, not a curated record
UGCGCCGGACAAGGGCACCAGAGGAGGAGCCGGGAGCCGUCGGGCCCCGGGGAGUCAGCUGCUGCACCUGGCACGGGUGGCCAUGGGGAAGCGAUACUUCUGCGACUACUGUGACCGCUCCUUCCAGGACAACCUCCACAACCGGAAAAAGCACCUGAACGGCCUGCAGCACCUCAAGGCCAAGAAGGUGUGGUACGACAUGUUCCGGGAUGCCGCCGCCAUCUUGCUGGAUGAACAGAACAAGCGGCCCUGCAGGAAGUUCCUUCUGACAGGCCAGUGUGACUUUGGCUCCAACUGCCGCUUUUCCCACAUGUCCGAGCGGGACCUGCAGGAGCUGAGCAUCCAGGUGGAGGAGGAGAGGCGGGCCCGGGAGUGGCCAGUGGAUGCCCCUGAGCUCCCUGAGGGCAGUCUGGAGGACUGGCUGGAGAAGAGGAGCAAGCGGCUGAGCUCCACCCCAAGCAGCAGGGCUGAACCCAUCAGAGCCACCGUCUUCCAGUACCCCAUGGGCUGGCCGCCAGUCCAGGAGUUGCCCCCCUCCCUGCGGGCACCCCCACCUGGGGGGUGGCCCCUGCAGCCCAGAGUCCAGUGGGGCUGAGCUCACAGUCCCCACCAGACUCUGACCCAAUCAACUAUCCCGUCACAAUAAAGACAACUUUUCAUACUGGG